Molecule: messenger RNA, 933 nt
Organism: Hyla sarda
Lineage: Eukaryota; Metazoa; Chordata; Amphibia; Anura; Hylidae
Gene: TMEM88
Product: transmembrane protein 88
Exons: 2
Coding region: 285-731 (148 amino acids)
Cellular component (GO): plasma membrane
Molecular function (GO): PDZ domain binding
Source: RefSeq, a predicted model, not a curated record
CCUUCUUAUAGCCUUGGCCAUCUUUAUGUAGAGCAACAAUGCUUUUGUUUCCAAUCCUCAGAGACUUCUUUGCCAUGAGGUGCCGUGUUGAACUUCCAUUGGCCAAUAUUAGAGAGUGUGACAGCGAUAACACCAAACUGAAGACACCUGCUCCCCAUUGACACCCGAGAUUUGGUUACAAUAAAGAGUCAGAUGACACCGGGGAGGAAAAGUGGCUAAUUGGGUUCAGUUUGGACAUUCCCGCUGGGGGUGUGCUCACAUUUGUUGCCAAGGUUUAGACAUUAAUGGCUGUGUGUUGUGUUAUUUUGAGGGGACACAACAUUACGCACGGUUUAUACAGGCUGUGCGCUCACUACAUAAUAUUGUUGCAGAGAGUCACUUCUUCAGUGCUCUUCAGGCAAUGGCUGUCCAGGCAUGCUGGGAGUUUUGCAAAAGCUGGAGGCCCCCUGGUUGGAUGCAGAUGUGAAGCCACCUCAGAUACGUUCCGCAAAACCAAGGAGACAUUGUGCCCGGCGCUGCUGACCCCGGCGGCCUGCGUGACCUUGCUGGUCUUCGGGGUGCUCCUGGUCUUACCCUUCUUGAUCCUCGGCCUGGCCGGUUACGCACGGAUUGUGCGAUGCUUCAAGCUCAGUUCCUGCUUCCUGCCCUACAGCCGCGCCAUGUACCAAGGAACAGUGCCCCAAAGACGCCCGGCGAAGGAGACCCCCAAAGAUGGAAAGGCCUGGGUGUGACCCGGCACCAUGAAGACUGUACCAAUCCCCUACUUUCCCAAAACUGACCCCAUUGUGUAUAAAGAUGAACUCAUGGACAUGACCCAAGAGGCGGCAAAUAUGUAAAAAAUAAAAUAAAAAUGUCUGCCACUGUAUGCUGGGACCUGUAGUUCCAUUACACCCGGAGGGCGCUUCUCCCUCGCUUUUAUUAUUAAACUCAGGA